Molecule: messenger RNA, 474 nt
Organism: Dendrobium catenatum
Lineage: Eukaryota; Viridiplantae; Streptophyta; Magnoliopsida; Asparagales; Orchidaceae
Product: cell number regulator 2
Exons: 5
Coding region: 1-474 (157 amino acids)
Source: RefSeq, a predicted model, not a curated record
AUGCUCUCCCCAUCUCCCUGGUCGACUGGCCUCUUCGACUGCUUCGACGACUUCGGAAACUGCUGCUUAACUUUCUUCUGCCCCUGCAUUACAUUCGGCCGCAUCGCCGAGAUAGUCGACCGAGGCUCAACAUCCUGUGGGGUUGGUGGGGGUCUUUACGCUCUGAUACUCUGUUCAACUGGGUGUCAAUGGAUAUACUCGUGUUUCUAUCGGUCGAAGAUGAGGAGCCUUUUCUUCUUGGAAGAGAGCCCUUGUGCAGAUUGUCUGGUGCAUUGUUGCUGUGAGACGUGCGCACUUUCGCAGGAGUACAGGGAGUUAUUUAACCGUGGAUUUCGUUUGGAUUUAGGAUGGGAAGGUAAUUUGUCCAGAGGGUCAGGGGGAGCCGGGGCGGGAUUCGCGAAUCGCGAUGCGGUGCGGUCAGCCGGUCAUGCGGGUCGCGGGAUUCACGAAGCUGCAGUGCCGCGGGCAGCCUGA